AAACAGUAUUAUUCGGUGCUCUUUAUAUACUACUAACAUCAAAUAUGCAUGCUCAUACUGGUGAAAACACAAGUGAUACAGGAAUAAUUACAAAUAAUAAUAGCAAUGACUCGUUAACAUCACUUCCGACUGGUUCAGCUACAACAUCAACAGGUAGUCUUAUUGCAGCAACCACAUCAACAUACUCACUACUGUCAGAUGCAAGUGCUACAUCACUGCCAUUGUCAGAAGACACAGCAUCAGAUGCAUCUCAGUCAUCAUUGCAUUCAUCUACACCUUUGUCUGUGUCUUCAGCACGUUUAAACCCCAAGCAAAGACCAUAUGGAUCCAAUGUCAGGUUCAACCUGCCGCGUCAUGAUCCACGAGAGUCAUUAGAGCGUCAGAUCCAGCUAUUGCAAUUAACAAAUCAAGAGCUUGUUGCUGCCAACGAAGCCUGCACGCAAUCCUACGAAUCAAAAAUCAAAGAACUAAACAACACAAUUGUCAACUGCCAAAGUCAAAUUACUCUGGGAAACUCUGUUGCACUAGCUAAAUCACAGGAAAUUGAUCAUUUAUACGAUCAACUUCAAAAAGCAAUGUCGCCAAAAGCGAAUCAAGAAAACACAUCUUGGACCGAUUCUUCUAUCAAUGAUAGUUUAAUCACUAGUAAAUUGAAUGUUGAGCUUUUGCAAAAGAAUGCUCAGCUCAGAGAUCAAUUGCAUGAAGCACAACAAAAGGUCAAUCAAUUUGAAUCUUUUGGGUAUCAAUCCACCAAAACUACAGUUGGAUCUACUACCAAUCAAAAAAAGCCCGCAUUAGCCACACGCACUGUUUUUCUGGAGAAAAGAACGCAAACAGAUCAGCCAACGUAUGCAAGUGAUCAAGCUAUGGCUGAUCAGGAAAAAACCAUGUGUGAAUUAUUAGGCGAGCGACAGUGGUUGUUGAAAUCACUUACAAUCGCACAAGAAAAAAACAAGACUCUUGACAAAAAUCUAAAACAACUCUCUUCAACUACCCAAGAGCUAGAAUUAAAAUUUAGCACUUUGAUGGGUGAGACUGAGGUUGCAAUGGCUACAGAACGAAUUUCUCGUGAUACAAUCCAGGAACAAAAAGAAACCAUUUCACGCUACUCGGACCAAGUACUUGAGCUUGCUAAACAAGUGGAUGCAUACCGUGAUCAAGUAGAUCGGCUUCAUGAUGAACAUCAGCAGUAUAAACGUGCUCAGUCGGUGAUUCAUCAUAUGAGCCAAGUCCAUGUGCAUCAUCUGAAAGCUAGUCUAAAAGAUUUAGACAAUAACACGAUUUGUGAAGAAAAUAACCGUGUAAAACCUUUGGAUGGAUCUCGGUAUGGACAACCCUCUAUGGAUCCAAUAACUACUGUUGAAAUUCAGUGGCUCGCUGACCGGAAAAAAUACGAAGAAGAGAAAAAAAUGCUGCAACAUACAAUCCAGUCUCUUGAGCGAGAAAAUAGUUUAAUCCAGCAGAAACUGGCAGAGACUUUGAGUAAUACGUACAAUGAGACCGAAUGGACAUUGAUGUAUGCCAAAUUUACAAUCCUACAGGAUGAAUGCAACAAAGCCAAUUCUAAAGUAGAAUCACAAAACUGCAUCAUUGAAGCAUUGAAAAAUCAGCUUGGUGAAUUGGAGUCUACAAGUGAAACACAUCAAAAAGUAGCCAAGACAUUCAAGGAUCGCAUAGCUGUAUUCAAAAACAAUCUAUCAAGUCGAGAUAAAAGUCUAAAAGAUGCACUAUCAAAACUUGCCGAGUACGAAAAACAAAUCAGUGAUCAAAAGGCCAAAACGAAACAAAUUAGUUUAUUACAAGUUCAUAAAGAUGCAAUUAUCAAGGAUUUAAAAUUGAAGCUUGAUUCCCAAUCAUCCAUACAAGAUACAACAAAAGCAAUUUCAUCAGCAGAACAGACUGUUUUGGACGAAAUCAAAGCUUGUCGACAGGAAAUUACACGAAAAAGUCUGAUUAUCCAAAGUUUGAAAAUCAGAGUGCAAGCAUUAGAAAAGGAACUUGCUAGUUUAAAGGACUCUACUAAAGAUCUUGCUGGCUCAAAGUCUUGUGAUACACUCAACUCGCAACUUCGAAGUGCUCGUCAACGUGUCAAAGAAAGUGAAGCAUAUAUUGAAAAGUAUGGCAAUCGUAAUCAGCAGCUGAUGGAGACUUUGGAGAGACUGGUCACAUACAUGCAUAAACACAAACCAUCCGCCACCGUCGAUUUAUUUAGUGGUAGAGCAGCCACACAUUUAAGCAAUGUAGAGACAUUGAGCGUAGAUGGAAAUGCAACCAUAAAUUGUGAUCCGGACGAAGUCCUCCGAGCUGCUAGAGAAAUUUCAAAAAAGUUUUUUGAAAUGGACCUGAGUCAAAUGCUGACGAAUUCUAGUCCAGAGCUUGAAUCAAAUAGUUUAACACGACUGCAUCAAAUCCUUUUGCAAUCUGAAUUCAAAGAAGAUUUAUUUUCUUAUUUUGCCGACUUGGUGCAGAUGUAUAUUUAAAUAGCUUAGUAAAGGAGUAAGACUGCCAAAUUUUAUAUCC
Messenger RNA from Batrachochytrium dendrobatidis JAM81, 2520 nucleotides. RefSeq lists its product as uncharacterized. The transcript is spliced from 10 exons. The record is from RefSeq and is a predicted model, not a curated record. Bases 45 to 2480 code for a protein of 811 amino acids. Lineage: Eukaryota; Fungi; Chytridiomycota; Chytridiomycetes; Rhizophydiales.